This is a messenger RNA of Somion occarium, 1386 nucleotides long. The record is from the annotation of a GenBank genome assembly. NCBI's taxonomy places the organism in Eukaryota, Fungi, Basidiomycota, Agaricomycetes, Polyporales, Cerrenaceae.
AUGGCCCCUAUUCGACUCGGUGUUAUAGGACUCUCCUCGGGAGGUUGGGCAGCGGGAGCACUCGUCCCUCCACUCCUUCAUCCACUUCUCUCCGAAAAGUACACGAUCACUGCGCUAUGCACCUCAUCUCAAGUGUCGGCCCUCUCAGCUUCCGAAAAGUACUCCAAAGAAUUUGGACACGAGAUCAAGGCCUACUAUGGUCCAGAAGGUCCUGAGAAAAUUGCGAAGGAUCCGAACGUGGACAUGGUGACGGUGAGCGUGAAGAUGCCCAUGCAUUUCAAGCUCAUCGCUCCUGCUAUUGACGCGGGUAAAGAUGUGUUUGUGGAAUGGACGCCCGGAAAUGGGCUCGCUGAAACACUGAAGAUCUCGGAGUUGGUGAAGAAGAAGGGCGUGCGAUGCCUCGUAGGAGGGCAGGGCAACCAGAGUGCAUCGGUCAGAAAGGUCAAGGAACUUCUUGAAGCCGGCAAAAUCGGCCGCGUCAUCUCAACCUCAGUGGUAUUCAGUGCCGGGCCCGGGGAAGCUAAGUUCUGGGGCCCCUUCGUCAAUGCCAAUCAUGCGUACGCCGCGGACGUUAACAAUGGUGCUACUCCGCUGAGUAUCUCAAUUGGCCACCUUAUAAUCGCCCUAACUGAGGCCCUGGGUGAUUUCACUGAGGUCACUGCAGCCGGUACAAUCCGUUAUCCUGAUGUCGUCCUCGUCGACAACGAGGGAAACCCUACUGGCCAAUCUUUCCCAAACACCGUACACGACCAGAUCUCUCUCUCCGGUCUCUUAACUGGCAAACCUUACGCCGAGGGCGCAUUUGUGAAUAUCCACUGCCGCUCUAGCCUCCCCCACCGCGGUGACAAAGCCAAGGGACGUACCCUUUUCCGCUGGAUCAUCGAUGGUGAGGAUGGUGUCAUCGAGCUCGAACACAGAGAGCAAGAUGGGGAGCUAGGUUGCUUCAUCUCCAUGCACGAGAAGAGGGUACUGUUGAAGGGCGAAGAAGUGCCAUUAGAAGAGACCGAGUUGGACAAGUUGGGGAAUACAGCCAAGGCGUGGUUCGAGUUUGCUAAAGGUGACGGUGGGAAGUAUACCACUAUCGAUGAUGCCGUGAGGCUCCACCGUGUUCUUGACGCUGCUUUGACAAGUAUACGUGAGGGGAGGAAGAUCACACUCACCUGAGCGAGUGAGUGCGAUGAAAUGAAGUGUCAUAUCCAUUUGCCUCGUUAUAUCUUCAGAAGUAAGUGAUUUUCCCAAUGCUGUAUUGGAGAUGACAGCCUGAUCUAUUUUCUUCCAUUAUUACCAAGAUAUCGUGACUGCACUGAAGCGUGUAUACCUACGAAUCUCGUUAUGAACCAAGUCAUGUCUGUCAAGUUCGUAAGAAAAUAUAUUGACGUAUAGGAU